GUACCGGUCUCACACUAACACGCGAUAAAUAGUAGGAACCGGAAACUUCCAGGCGCACAAAACAGCAAAAAGAAAACCGCAGCAACGAAACGACGGUCUACCGCCGAAGUAAUGAUUCGAUAAUGCGGCCAUGGCACUGCGCGGUUGGCGACUGUUUGGGGUGGCCGGCACCAUACUGGUGUACGUCGGUGGCAUACUGGUCCUGUCCUUCGUCAGCCUGCAGGGACCGCAGCAGAAGCGGGGCGUUCAUGGGCCGCGCGGGUACGGUGAGUUCGAGACGCUGCGCAACCGGGACCUGGGCCUGAUGGGCAAGAAGCCCCCGUUGCAGUGGUGCACCGAGCUCCACUACCGCGAUGCCCCCGCCCGGGUACCCCGCAAGCCGCCCAAGCUACUGCAGACAUUCCCGGGACACUUCGUCAAGAAGUUCAGCGUGUACAGCUAUCACCAGGGAAAGGGUGGCAGUGGUGGUAGCAGCAGCAGCAGCAGCGGCAGCAACAACGGUGACCUGAGGAAGCAGCACAACCAGAACCUACACUCAGUACCCGAGCCGGCGGGAGGUGCGGUGCCGCUCGUUGGCAGUUUGGCCUCCCCGGUCACCAGCAGUUCCUCGCAGUCCGUUUGGCCUAACAACGGUGACGCGCCUAGUGGUAAGCUAGUGGAUAGUGAUAGCGUAAGAAGCAGCGAAGGGCAGCUGCGGAGGUCGAAGCCGGAGCUGGCAGCGCUCGUGUCAUUCCCGGGCAGUGGCAACACCUGGCUGCGGUACCUCCUACAACAGGCCACCGGUAUUCUGACAGGAAGUGUGUACAAAGAUUAUGGACUCCUCAAAAGUGGCUUCCCGGCGGAGAGCGUUGCCAAUUCUUCGGUGCUGGUGGUAAAAACGCACGAGUGGGGCCCGAACGCCUGGGCCCCAUACACGAAAGCGAUCCUGCUCGUCCGUGACCCGGAGCGGGCCAUCCUCGCCGAGUUCAACCGCCAGUCCGGCGGCCACGUUGGAUUUGCCUCGCCCGACCGCUACCGUAGGACCAAGGGUCGAUAUUGGACCCAAUUUGUAAAAAAUAAACUUUGGGCGUGGGAACAAACGAACCUCUCCUGGGCGAAAAACUUUACCGGCGAGGUGCGGCUCGUGUUCUACGACGAUCUGGUCGCCAACGUCGAGGGAACGUUACGCAGUAUUCUGAAGUUUCUCAACCACACGCCGGACGAGGAGCUGCUCGCUUGUGCACUGAUGCGGAAGGAAGGGAUCUAUCGGCGCAAGAAACGCAUCCUGCAGUUUGAUCCGUACAGUCCGGCGAUGCACGCAGCGAUCGACGAAAAGCGGGCCGAAGUCUACGCAGCCCUUGGACGCUACGACGCACAGUGAGGGACAGUUGCAGGACCGGCAGCUGGAUAUGUGAUUAUUUUUGUCUCUUAGUUUACUUGGAACGUUGGUCCAAACUCGAAGUGUAAACUAGUUUUCCUACAAGAAUGCUGCGCUUUCUUUCCCAUAGCGCGUUGUACAAAAUCCGAUUAGGUUGUUAAGUUAAUGUCCUUUUUUACGUGAUUGCGAAGGAAAGUUAAGGUGCAAAUCAAGCGAAUGGUUUGCGAACGUUUGAAUGCUUCCAUUUUGAAUUACUUUUUAACUACAAAGCCAUACAGUACUCGUUAGGUUGUUUCUAGUUCAGUAUUGUGCUCCAAGUCUGUCCAUGAAACUGCUCACUAGAUUAACCAACUAUUCUAGUCCAUGCGGGCGAUCGUAGGAACUGCGAUCGUCAACACUGCAGCCAAAAAGUACUUAAUAAUUAACGAAACCAAGAUACACGCAAUUCAGCAACAACGUACGAAACGAGCAGGCUUAACAGAUACUACUUAUUCAACACACGAAUUAGAGGCAACAUGUGUAGAAGCUAUAAGAAACUUGUAAGACUUUUAGAGACAACCUAGGAACAAUAGCUACAACAUAAGCAUACAGAAGCGCACGGUGGCGUGGAUGAUUUGUAGUAGAACGUUUACGUUUAUUUUUUACUGAUAAUGCGACAAACACCGUACCCCCAAUGGUAGAAUAUAGGUGUUUUGGGGAAAAAAUGGAAACACACACGAGCAUAAUAUAAUUCACACGUACCAUUGAUUAGCUAAUUGUAUCAUGCGGUGUGAGCGAAGUAAUACACAAUAAUAGCGCUGGGCUGGUGGAAGAACGGAUGUGCAUUAAACGUGAACACCAGGGCAGGAGAAAAUAAACCUAUUUAGAAGUG
Molecule: messenger RNA, 2228 nt
Organism: Anopheles coustani
Lineage: Eukaryota; Metazoa; Arthropoda; Insecta; Diptera; Culicidae
Product: WSCD family member AGAP003962
Exons: 6
Coding region: 131-1360 (409 amino acids)
Molecular function (GO): sulfotransferase activity
Source: RefSeq, a predicted model, not a curated record